Messenger RNA from Lytechinus pictus (painted urchin), 2325 nucleotides. Its product is annotated as cilia- and flagella-associated protein 100-like. Lineage: Eukaryota; Metazoa; Echinodermata; Echinoidea; Temnopleuroida; Toxopneustidae. The transcript is spliced from 16 exons. The record is from RefSeq and is a predicted model, not a curated record. Bases 131 to 1924 code for a protein of 597 amino acids.
GCACAGUGUUGCUAUGACGCCGUGCCCUAGUUAAGUUGUAAAGGAAAGACUCUAUCUUCUCAUCGACCCCAAAUCGUACUUUAUCACUAGGAUUGUAUUUUAUAAUUGACCAAUUGAAGAAACUGCCAUCAUGUCUGGAUCUGGAUCCCCAGCAAGGUCUCCAUCACCUUCACAGUCACCAAACUCUGGUGAGAAAAAAUCUAGACAAGAUAUUGUUUCUCGACAAUCCGGAAGAGUGACCUUCCCACAAUCCAUCAAAUCAGCUUCCCAAAAUUCAGUAAUAACAGAAGAUGAAGAAAUGCCAGCCGACUUCAAUCCGUUCACCAUGCCUGCUGAUAAUGAUAUAUUCAUGUUACGAGACAAGGAAAGGCAGAGAAAGAAAGCAGAAAGAAUCAAGCAAAGGGGACUCAAAGUCCAUGAAAAGACAACAUACACAUCUCGUGUUAAUGCCUUGAGGGCCUCUAUGAGAAGGCCUUUGGAUGAACUUGAUGCUGAAGAAGACGAUGAAGCAGGAGAUGAGAAGGCACUGGCUGUUAAGGAUGACCCUUCAUUUACUAUUGCUGUCACAAGAGACAGACAUGUUGAGAAAGAGAGCCUUCCAGACUACAUUGCCAAGAAGCGAGAGAUGUUUCUGGUUCAAUAUUCCCUGGGCGUGAAGCGAGAUGAGAUGCGCAAGCUAGAAGAGAUUGCAUCAGCAGAGGAGAGGAAGCUAGAGCUGGCUGAGCAAUACCUGGAGGAGGAUGCAGCCAUGUUUGAUGAAUUCCUCAAGGAGAAUGACAAGAACUCUGUAGAGGCAAUCAAAAUAGCUGAAGCAGAAACAAAGGCCAAGAUGGAAAAGGUGCAAGAAAUCAGGAAAAUCAAUGAAGAGAUUGGACGUAUCAGAGGUGAAAUUUCAAAGAAUGAGGUGCUGCUGAAAGACUACCAACUCUACAAGAAGUUUUUAGAUUCUCUCACACCCGCAGAAUGGAAAGAAGAAAAUAGAACACAGAGGAUGGAGAAGAGGAAACUGAAGAAUAAAGAUCAUGAGAAACUCACAUCAGCAAGCAGGAAGAAAGUAUCGUCUGCAAGUACUGAAGGAAGAAAUUCUCGGUCCAGUAUGUCAAAGGGUCUGGGCAAGGCAUCUAGUAGAGGAUCAGCUGUCAAGAGAGCAACGAUUCAGAGUCCAGCUAAGAGUGAAGAUGAAGCACGACCAGCAGAUGACGACUCAGACUAUGAGAGCGAUGAGGAGCCAGAGUUGUUCUUCAGUGACCCUCAACAGCUUCUUGAUAUAUUUGCUGACUUGGAGGAACAGAACCUAUCCUUGAUUCAGAACAGUCAAGAAACAGAAGAAAACCUAGAGGAGAUCAAACAGACCAUCUCAUCAACAGAAACAAGAAUGGACCGUGAAACAGAGAUUCUUAAGCAGCAGAUUGACAUGUUAAAACAUGCCAUUGAUAGAGAAGAGGAGAAGGCCAAAGAUCUAGAGCACAAAUCCAAAAUGUUUUCUUUUGGUGAAUUCAAGGCAGAAGACCAGGAAGCCAUGUUGGAUACAUUAAACAACAAAGUAGAAGAGGUCUACGCCAAUUGUAUUGGUGACAAUGAAGCAAAUAUCAGCACUCUCCAGAUGCUGACGAACAUAGAGAACAAACUGGAGGAACUCUUUGAGAGCAUCGAGACCAUGCCCCCAGAGAAGGUCGAAGCUGCAGAGAAGGCCAAGGAGAAAGAGAGACGUCUCCGCCUUCGGGAGGAGAAGUUGGAGGCUCAGAGGAUUCACCAAGAGGAGAGGGUUAGGAGAGCCCUAGAAAGGGCACAGGCAGAUCCCAAGAAAAAGACUGGUCGCAAACUUGUCUAUCGUUCAGAGCCCCCACAAACGAAGCGCAAAGUUGAUCGUUCCAAGGAGAAGGCCAACAAAGAGGAGGAGGAGAUGGCAUAUUUCUUUACGUAGGAUAUUCUUAACAUGGUUAAUGUCAAAUUGUCUUAAUGAUUGAAUAUUACCCCAAGGUCUUUUGAAUUCUCUAUGCUCAUAUUUUGACUUUGGCAAACAGGUUUGCAAGAUCAAUCAUGACAUAAUGAGCUAUGAGGAACCUCAAAUUCAUCCGUCUAUACAUUUUUUAAGGGUUUUCACUUGUAUAACUACUUCUAUUUUGGCUGAGAGUUGUGACUGAUAUGGAAUUAAGACAAAUACAUUGUUUAAAGUGGAACAUUAUCAGGAAUCUUCAAGAAAAUAUGAUAUAUAUCUCAUUUUACUUCUCUGCCAUUUUACAAAUUAUUCCACCCUUCUCUAUUUAAUAGUGCUUGGUAUUUCUUGUUCUUUAUACUGUCAUGAUGGGACCUCCCCAUCCAACC